GUGCUUUCACGUUCGAAAACUAGGAACAUACACCAUCUUCCCUUCUUCAACUGCCUUUCAACUUGUAUUUAAUUAUUUCUUUCUCUUUCUAAUGUUCAGAUCCCUCUGUAUGCCUUAACGCUUAAGGUUCUUGUUUCAUUUUCAUUCACUAACGAACAUGAAGAGGACUUUCAUGCACGAAAACCCAAGGGACAUAUAGAAAGAAAGCGUUGGUGGUUGUUUAAUACGUUAUUGCCGUAACAAAACCCUAGGGACAGAUUCUUCAACAAAUCAAUUACCAAAUGGAAGAAUAUUCAAAAGGAAACCUAGAGGUAGAGGAUUCCCAGAAUGUACAAGUGCAUGAAGAAGAAAACAAGGACGAAUUUGGUGUAGUAAAUGGUGGGGAAGAUGAUUCCAGUUCAAGUAGUAGCAGUUCGGACAAGGAGGAUAAUUCAGAGGAGAAACUGGUUUCUGAGUCAGUUGAGGAGAAAGUGGUUUCUGAGUCAGUUGGGGUUUCUUUGACUGAAGAUACCGAGCCAUCAGUUGAGAAAUUGGGAGACUCUGAUGUUGCUGAAUUGGAUGAUAAAGAAACAGAAGAGAACGUUUCACCAUCUCUAGAGUUAGACCACACUAAUGCUAAAGAAACAGAGGAGUUGUCUGCUGCUGAUACCACUGUAGUGUCCGAACUCUCAACAGAUGUGGAAUCAAAGGAAACGGGACAGGAUGAUACUAAUGACUCCACGGUUGGCGGAGCUGUUGUUGUUGCAGACCAAGGAAUCACGGACGAUAAUGGUGGGAAUCCAUCAGGUUCCCCUGAAUUGUCUUCUAACCAAAAUGUUGAAGAUUCAUUGGAAGCAGCAAAUGUUCCUCCCGUUGAGACCAGAGAUGCUGGUGAAGUUGAAGACAAGCCUGUCAUGCAUGAAAGCAUAGAAAAUCAGACUAUUCUAUCUGUGGGUAAUCGUUCGGUGCAGCCAACUUCUUGGAAGAGUUGCUGUGGACUUUUUGAAGUUCUAAGGCGCUCUGACAGAUAAAUUCAAGUUUGGGGAAAAAACUUAAGCAGAAUCUCAAGUUCUUGGUGGAGUUUAUAGGUUGUUAUGAUGUGUUUUAUUUUAAUUUUUCUCCAGCAUUUUCUGCAAAAAUAAUGGGUGAGAAGAUAAGUGAAGUUGGUUUGGGAAUGAAAUUAGGGUUUUCUUCGUUGGGAUGUGCGAUUGCCAUACGUGGAGUGUUUGAAUUUGUUACAAUAAUAUAUGUGAUGAUACAGUGAUUUCAAUUUCAUUUCUUGGGUUUUUCCUUCUAGAA
Messenger RNA from Gossypium arboreum, 1278 nucleotides. RefSeq lists its product as uncharacterized. NCBI's taxonomy places the organism in Eukaryota, Viridiplantae, Streptophyta, Magnoliopsida, Malvales, Malvaceae. Bases 282 to 1010 code for a protein of 242 amino acids. The transcript has 3 exons. The record is from RefSeq and is a predicted model, not a curated record.